UCUAUCCAUAAACUUGGGUCCACACUUGGGCACUUUUGUACCCAUUCUCAAUACCCUCUUUGAUCUUUUGUUUGAUAUUUUAGGAAUCCCUAAUUCCUGUCUUUUUCCCUUUUUCUUCGAAUCAGUUCUUCUUUUUGGGGCACUUUAAUUUUGCUUGGCUAUUCUUGCUUCUUAUCAUUUCCCAACUGCUACUUUUUCUACUGUUCAAAGUACAUGUCUUUUGAGGAUAUUUCAGAAAUCACUUUGAUAAGAGUCGGUUUUGGUUCUGGGUUGGUGGAAUUAUGUGAUUUCCUUGGUGGGUUUUUUCUGUUCGCUUGAAAUAUUUGGUGGCUUUCUCUGUUGUGUUGUUUUGCAGUCAAGAAGCCGACUUUUUGUUUUGAUCUAUUAGAUUUUCUUGGUGGGUUUUGGCUGUUUAUAUGCUAGGAGAAGUUUGAUCUUUGAAUCUUGAGAGGUGCUACUUGUAAAUUAGUUAAAUUUGGAGCGUGUGAUGAAUCUGUAGGAAGAUUAGGAGAGGAAGAAAAGGAAAAAAAAUGAAGAGAGGGAAAGGUGAAGAGAAAGUUAUGGGGCCUAUGUUUCCAAGACUUCAUGUUAAUGAUACAGAUAAAGGAGGUCCAAGAGCACCUCCAAGGAACAAGAUGGCUCUAUAUGAGCAGCUCAGCAUACCUUCUCAGAGAUUCAACUCUGGGGUUUUGCCUCUUGACCCCAGCAACACUUCAAAGAUGGGCCCUCCUUCCUCUAGCCAGGGGAGUGGGCACGACAGAGUUGGAUAUUUCCCUGUACAACACCCUCCAUCUAGACAUCUAGCUGAUAAACCACCUGGCCACAGUUCCGACCCCAGUACUCUCUUGCGACAAUAUGAAUUGAAAAAGAGAACAGAAGAGGAUGACUUUACGGUCCCUAUCUUUGUUAACUCCAAGCUUGGUCAGGCCAAUGGGAGUCAUAAUCUGGAUAUGGAAAAGCUCUCUCCCUCUGGUCCAGUGUUUUGUCCUAAUAAAGAGUUGGUAGGAGUUACAGAUCUAACUUUGAGACAACAUCACAAUAGACAAAACAAGGAGAAUCCCAAAUGUACUCUUGCUUGUAGAGAGAAAACAACCUCAAACUCUGCAUCAAAGGAAUGCAGAUUGAAUCCUCAGGUUGGUUGUACCAUCAUACCUGAACCUGUUAAGGGUACAAAUGAUGGCAAUUCGUAUCCCAUGGAAGAAUUUGUAUCAGAAGAGCAGCUAAUCGCUAAUGAUCUUAUUAAUGAUACGGAAUCCCAGGAAGACAGGGCACGGGAAUCAUUACAAAAAGGAAUUUUGGAUCGAGGUGACGACAUAUCUGAGACUUCCAUAGUGGAAUCUAUAUCUGGAGCAAACAUCUCUCCUGAGGGCAUUGUGGGAAUAAUAGGCCUAAAGCGUUUCUGGAAAGCCAGAAGAACAAUUGUCAACCAGCAAAGAGUGUUUGCCGUCCAAGUGUUCGAGUUGCAUCGACUAAUAAAGGUCCAAAGGCUCAUUGCUGGGUCACCAAAUAGUUCACUCGAAGAUUCUGCUUAUUUAGGCAAACCUUUAAAGAGUUCGUCUGUCAAAAGACUUCCAUUGGACUGUAUAGUUACAGAAUCUCAAAGUGUUCUGAAGCGCAAGAAUGAUUCUGAGAAGCCGAACUUCAGGAUGGAAUGCUCUGCCGAAAGCACUGUGGGAAAGGCAUCUCUCUCUACUGUGCAAAAUGGUAGUCAACUCUCUAGCCACAAACCAUUUUCAGGAAAUCCAUUGCCAACGCCUGUAACAAAUGAUUCUUAUGCGGGUCCUUGGUGCUUCCAACAACCUCCCGGGCAGCAAUGGUUGAUCCCGGUGAUGUCUCCUUCUGAGGGACUUGUAUAUAAGCCAUUCCCUGGACCUGGAUUCCCGAGUUCUAUUUGUGGAGGUGGGCCUCCAGGAUCAACUCCAACGGUGGGGAACUUUUUUGCUCCAACAUAUGGAGUCCCUGCUCCUCAUCCUCACUAUCAAGGUAUGGGAGUUCCUUUUGUGCCUCCGUCUGGUCAUGGUUACUUUCGACAAUAUGGCAUGCCAGUUGUGAAUCCACCAAUUUCAUCAUCUGCUACUGAAGAAUCAAACCAGUUUACCUUGCCUGGUUUACAACACCAGUUAUCUGGAGUGGUUGAUAACUUUAACAUUCAACAUCAGGACUCAAGUAAUGUUCUGAAUGAGAAGAAUGGAAAUAUUCCUGAUGUUGUGAGGUUUCAAACCACCAAAGAUAAUGAGCUACAAGCCAGCACUGCAAGUAGUCCUAUUGAGAGGGCUCAUGAAACAGCCACAGGAGAAAGAAACAUGCUCUCUCUUUUCCCCACAUCUCCAGUUACUGACAACUGUGAUGGUAGCCCCCAGGCUUGUGUGCCUGAUCAUCCAGCAAGAGUUAUCAAGGUUGUACCUCACAAUGCAAGGUCUGCCACAGAAUCCGUAGCUCGCAUAUUUCAGUCUAUACAACAAGAGAGAAAACAAUAUGACUUGGGUUUCGCACAUCUAUAGAUAGCUUACCUUGUGAAUAUGACCAUUUGCUCAUCCAAACUAAAUGUCGUAGUUUCGGUCAAUUUGUUGUAUCUUUUCUACAGAGAGCAUGUUAUAGCUGUAUUUUAAUUUGGUUGCUUUGCCACUAUGUAGAUGAGCAUACCUACAAAGUACAUUGUAUGUUUGCCCGGUUAUGUUUGCCCGGUGAUUGCUUAGUCCAAUUGUUGUAUACUGAAGUCAAUUUUGUUUUGCCAGUUGUCAUUUUGAGCUGUAAUUUGUUCUCUUACUUUCAAUAACUCUUUCAAGAAAUUGUAAUUUUUACCUUUUUA
This is a messenger RNA of Solanum dulcamara, 2809 nucleotides long. Its product is annotated as protein EARLY FLOWERING 3-like. NCBI's taxonomy places the organism in Eukaryota, Viridiplantae, Streptophyta, Magnoliopsida, Solanales, Solanaceae. The transcript is spliced from 5 exons. Gene Ontology annotation, biological process: regulation of photoperiodism, flowering. Bases 531 to 2501 code for a protein of 656 amino acids. The record is from RefSeq and is a predicted model, not a curated record.